AUGGCAUUUGCUGGAGUUGAUAAUGAGUUGCGAUGCGUUUCUUACAAGCCCACAGUGAAUGAGCCACGAAGAGUGAUGAAGUUGGAAUUUGGUCUCGACAAGCGGCGGCAGGAGCUCGAUCCAUGCGAAUUACGACUCCGGCGUGAUAAACUAAAGUGUCGAGUUGCCGUCGACUACAGGGGGCUGAUAUGCGUCUCUUACAAGCCCACAGUGAAUGAGCCACGAAGAGUGAUGAAGUUGGAAUUUGGUCUCGACAAGCGGCGGCAGGAGCUCGACCCAUGCGAAUUACGACUUCGGCGUGAUAAACUAAAGUGUCGAGUUGCCGUCGACUACAGUGGUCUGAUGUUUCGUGCUCGUAUGAAAAUUAGCGUGGUAAAGAAACGAAGUGUCCUAUUGUUCUUGGACGGAUGUCACCUAUAA
This is a messenger RNA of Cooperia oncophora, 420 nucleotides long. The record is from the annotation of a GenBank genome assembly. Lineage: Eukaryota; Metazoa; Nematoda; Chromadorea; Rhabditida; Trichostrongylidae.